CCUUUGCUUGGCUUCUUAUUGUGCACAUAUAUCCUUUUUAGACUCUCUCCCAAUUUCCGAUCACCGCUUUCCUGAGUCCUCCUACCGUCUUUCGCAUGUUCUUGAAGGAAGAUUUCACCAGUUACAAGUUCAAGAGUCUCCAAUACUGUAUAAGUGGAGGGGAACCAAUAAGUCUUGAAGUGAUAGAAGAAUGGAAGAACAAGACAGGACUGGACAUCUAUGAACUAUAUGGACAGACAGAAGCUGGAUCGAUUUGUUCGGUUUCCAAAGAAAUGAAAAUUAAGCCUGGCACAAUGGGAAAAGCCCUUUUUCCUUAUGAUGUCCAGAUUGUAGACCAAGAAGCCAAUAUUUUACCUCAUGGAAAAGAAGGUGAAAUAGCGAUCAGAAUCAAACCUGAAAGACCCCUUGGUUUGUUCACUCAGUACAUUGAUACACCUCAAAAAACAGCCGCCACAACACACGGGGAUUUUUUCCUCACUGGAGACAGAGGAGUGAUAGAUGAAGAUGGCUACUUUAAGUUUAUCGGACGAGCUGACGAUAUCAUCAACUCAUCUGGAUGUGAUCCAAAAACCUGUUACUCUCGAAAUGACCUGUUCUUUGGAAUUGACUUUGAGUGUUCCUGCUGA
Notechis scutatus (mainland tiger snake) is the source of this 626-nucleotide messenger RNA. The record is from RefSeq and is a predicted model, not a curated record. Lineage: Eukaryota; Metazoa; Chordata; Lepidosauria; Squamata; Elapidae.